GUUUGCUUGCCGCCUCUUCGCUGUUCCCACACGCCGAGUCCAGCGGCCGGGAAGAGGGCGCCGCUCCGGCCUUUUCCUCCUUCGCUUUCCGUGCGCCCCUCAUGGAAGCGCCUGGGUCGCUGAGGCGGCGCUCCGUUGGUGGCGAGGAUCUUUACCAUUGUCGUUGUUAUUAUUACCGUCUCCCCCUUUUGAGAGCCGCCUGCCGCGUCGUUCAAAACUGAGAGGAAAGCCGGAGGGAAGGAGGGAGGGGCACCAAGGGAAAUCUACACCCCACCCACCCCCGGGAUUGCUGGGUCGAACAUGGCCGGCGAGCCCCAGAAGAAGCAGCACUUGUCGGCGCUGGUGGGCCACACCAACGGCUUCACCAAGCCCGCUUCCCUGGCAGCUGUGGCCGGCGUCCGAAGCGGGCCGGCCGGCUCUGGAGCUGCUGGUGGAGGGGCCACAUCCAAGAAAUUAGUGAUCAAGAACUUCAGAGAGAGACCCACUUUGCCAGAUAACUACACUCAGGACACAUGGCAGAAGCUUCAUGAAGCAGUCAGAGCAAUUCAAAGCAGUACAUCGAUUAAAUAUAAUCUUGAAGAGCUCUACCAAGCUGUUGAAAAUGUCUGUUCUUAUAAAGCAUCACCUAUGCUGUAUAAACAGCUAAGACAAGUCUGUGAAGACCACGUGAAAGCCCAAAUACUGCAGUUUAGAGAAGAUUCUCUCGACAGUCUCCUGUUUUUAAAGAAAAUAAACAGAUGCUGGCAAGAUCACUGCAGACAAAUGAUCAUGAUUAGAAGCAUUUUUUUGUUUUUGGACCGUACUUAUGUUCUUCAGAAUUCAAUGCUACCUUCUAUAUGGGAUAUGGGAUUAGAACUUUUUAGAAGCCAUAUUAUUAAUGAUAAAUUAGUUCAAACAAAAACGAUUGAUGGAAUUCUGCUGUUGAUUGAACGAGAACGGAAUGGUGAAGCUGUAGAUAGAAGCUUGUUACGAAGUCUGUUAAGUAUGCUGUCUGAUUUGCAAGUUUACAAAGAUGCAUUUGAACAAAGGUUUUUGGAAGAUACAAAUCGUUUAUAUACUGCAGAAGGCCAAAGAUUAAUGCAAGAAAGAGAGGUCCCAGAAUACCUUCACCAUGUUAACAAACGUUUAGAAGAAGAAGCAGAUAGAGUAGUGACAUAUUUAGACCAUAGCACACAGAAGCCACUCAUUGCUUGUGUGGAGAGGCAGCUUUUAGGAGAGCACUUAUCAGCUGUUUUGCAAAAAGGACUUGAUAAUCUGCUUGAUGAAAACAGAAUAGCAGAUCUCACCCAGAUGUGCCAGCUUUUCAGUCGUGUGAAAACCGGACAACAGCUCCUCUUGCAGCACUGGAGUGAAUACAUCAAGAACUAUGGGACAACAAUAGUGGUUAACCCUGAAAAAGACAAGGAUAUGGUGCAAGAGCUGCUAGAUUUUAAGGACAAAGUGGAUCAUAUAAUAGAAGUGUGUUUUCAGAAAAAUGAGAAAUGUAUAAACUUGAUGAAAGAAUCUUUUGAAACGUUUAUCAACAAGAGACCAAAUAAACCAGCAGAACUUAUAGCAAAACAUGUGGACUCAAAGCUAAGAGCUGGCAAUAAGGAAGCAACAGAUGAAGAGCUGGAAAGAAUCCUUGACAAAAUUAUGAUAAUAUUUAGAUUUAUUCAUGGUAAAGAUGUAUUUGAAGCAUUUUAUAAAAAGGAUCUGGCAAAAAGACUUCUGGUUGGGAAAAGCGCUUCAGUAGAUGCUGAGAAAUCUAUGUUGUCUAAGCUUAAGCAUGAAUGUGGUGCUGCUUUCACCAGUAAACUGGAAGGAAUGUUUAAGGAUAUGGAACUUUCAAAAGAUGUUAUGGUUCAGUUUAAACAGUACAUACAGAAUCAAAAGGACCCAGGGAAUAUAGACUUAACAGUAAAUAUACUUACAAUGGGAUACUGGCCAACUUAUACGCCUAUGGAUGUCCUUUUGCCUCCAGAGAUGGUUAAACUUCAAGAAGUAUUUAAGACUUUUUAUCUUGGAAAGCAUAGUGGUCGAAAACUUCAGUGGCAAACUAGUUUAGGACAUGCUGUCCUGAAAGCAGAAUUUAAAGAGGGCAAGAAGGAGUUUCAGGUGUCACUCUUCCAAACCUUAGUGCUUUUAAUGUUCAAUGAAGGAGAUGAAUUCAGUUUUGAAGAAACUAAAAUGGCCACUGGUAUAGAGGACAGCGAAUUAAAAAGAACCUUGCAGUCUCUGGCCUGUGGUAAAGCAAGAGUACUGAAUAAAAGUCCAAGAGGAAAGGAUGUAGAAGAUGGAGACAAAUUUGCCUUUAAUGGUGAUUUUAAGCAUAAAUUGUUCAGAAUAAAGAUCAAUCAAAUCCAGAUGAAAGAAACGGUCGAAGAGCAAGUCAGCACAACUGAAAGGGUGUUUCAAGAUAGACAGUAUCAGAUUGAUGCAGCCAUAGUACGAAUAAUGAAGAUGCGGAAGACACUCAGUCACAAUCUUCUUGUUUCAGAGUUAUAUAAUCAGCUAAAAUUUCCAGUAAAGCCUGGAGACUUGAAAAAGCGGAUUGAAUCUCUCAUAGACAGAGACUAUAUGGAGAGAGACAAAGAUAACCCUAAUCAGUACCACUAUGUUGCAUGAUGAGGAGGAAACUGUUUUUAUAAAACAGGAGGACAUUAGCUUCCCAAGAAUGGAUACUUGUGUUGUUCCCAAACCUUACUUUUAGCAGAACUGGGAAUGAUGUUCAUUAAGCAGUUGCAUGUACUGCUGAUACUUGAAACAUCCUUGCCUAGAAUCUGUGGUGGUAUUCAGAGACAAUUAUUUUUAGAUCUGCUUCUUGAUUUCUUUCAGAAUUCUGUUCAAAAUUUAUUUUGGAGUUGGAGUGAAUGGUAAUUGUCCUCUGUAUAAUUCUUUUGCCUGAAGAGUGGUUGUGUGUGUUUGACAGCACAUCAUAAAAAUACUUUACGCUGCCAUUUUUCGCUUCAAGAAUUAUUUGAGUUUCUUUUAAACACUGUUGAAGAACAAUCAGUGGUCUCGGGGUACACUGAAGUUUUAACUAUGCACCAAGAAUUCUAGUUUGUUCUGUUAGAUUUUUGUUUUGUUUUUUGUUUUAUAUACUUUAUCCCUGUUUAGAUGGAUCAAGUGCCAAGAGGAUAACAGCAUUAAAAUAGAUGAGCUUUCUAAUGAGCUCAGAUAUUCAUUGGUGAGAUAUAUUUUCUUCUUGGCCACAUGAAGGUGAACCAAAUAAGCACUUUCUAGCUCUGGGAUAAUUGUUUCUAACCUUUCAUGUAAAAAAAUGAAACUAUAGGAUAAUAUAGUUUUAUUCUAAAAGUUACACACAGGGUAAUUACAGUGGCAUGAUCUUAGAAAAUUUCAAAAUAUAUUUUUAAGGCUUUUUAGCCCUGUAACGAAAACAAUCCAGCUCCUCUUCGGAUCAUACUUGCUGAAACAUGAGAAAACAUGAGAAAAUAUUCCUAUUGUGGUAGCUUUCCUCCUUUCUAUCCCAUACUGUGCAUUCAUAUGCAAAGUUUCUCUGGACUUUCUGCACGCAGGAAGAUUUGAUUGUUCUCAUAGUUUUACCUUGACAGAUGAAGUAGCUUGUUUCAUAUCAUUUAUAUGGAAAUUCACAGAACUUUGAAGAAAGAAAGCUAUGUUAACAGACAGUUGUAACAGCUGGCUUUACAGGAUAUUCAUAAUGAUGUAUGUUUAAAAGAAACCAAAGGGAGUUUGACCUUUUGUGUCAUUAAUGUUAGUAGUAUCUUUAUUAAAAUGCUUUGCAUAAAAUUAGUAACUUGGUUUAUUAUAUAAACUCCCUUGUACUAUUUUGACUUCUGCAAAUUAAAAUCCUUUUCUCAUCUGCA
Lacerta agilis (Sand lizard) is the source of this 3827-nucleotide messenger RNA. It is a transcript of the gene CUL4A, whose product is annotated as cullin 4A. Bases 301 to 2607 code for a protein of 768 amino acids. The transcript has 20 exons. Gene Ontology annotation, biological process: protein ubiquitination; DNA damage response; ubiquitin-dependent protein catabolic process. NCBI's taxonomy places the organism in Eukaryota, Metazoa, Chordata, Lepidosauria, Squamata, Lacertidae. Gene Ontology annotation, cellular component: Cul4A-RING E3 ubiquitin ligase complex. The record is from RefSeq and is a predicted model, not a curated record. Gene Ontology annotation, molecular function: ubiquitin protein ligase binding.